UUUCCCGUAAUGACUCUUGCGUUCAGUAUCUCCCCAGCCGUUGCCAGGGACUUCUCAUUGGCCAUCCAGUCCGUCGGGAUGACGGCGGCCGCCUUCACCAUCAUCUACAUGAAGAUUCACCUGGAAUGGCACGCCAUACUUCUCUCCUCUGUCGGCGGUGUUGCGGGCAUUAUCAUUGGGCUGGAGUUCGUCGAUCCGUAUUUGACGCCGGCCCAGAAGAAAAUCAGUUUCGUUUGCAUCUGGUUCACGUUUGCCUUCGCUCUUUUUUCACUGAACAUCAACCACAAACGACGCACCUUUCCUAAAAUCCCGAUAUUCAACUUGUGGAAAGCAUUGGUAUUGGUUCUCACUGGCUUCGCGGGCGGCAUUUUCACAUCCUUUGCAGGAAGCGGGCUGGAUAUCUGCAGCUUCAGUAUCCUCACCCUCCUGUUCCGCGUCAGCGAGAAGACUGCCACGCCCACUUCCAUCGUGCUGAUGGCGGGAAAUACAGUGGCGGGCCUGUUUUGGAGGAGCGUCAUCAUACGCGGUGUUGCUAUAGACUGCUGGCAGUACGUUGCCGUCUGCGUCCCCGUGGUCAUCUUCGGUGCUCCCCUGGGCUCCGUGAUAGGCAGCCAUUUCCACCGCUUGGUCCUCGCGGCGCUCAUCUACGUCCUUGACACGGUGGCCUUGGUGGCCGCCUUCGCCAUCGUGCGUCCUCUCACUCUGGAACUUAUCCUCAUAGCUGUUGGAAUCAUCAUAUUUGGUGCCGUCUUCUUUUUCUUGGUUACGAAAGCUGGCGCGCUGCUGCUUCAGGGCGUUGAAACGACGGAGAGUAAAGCACUCCAGGAGACAGAUCUGGGGGAGGAAAACGCAGUGAGUAGUCUUACUGACGAAAAGGCAAGAGAAGCCGAGGUGAUCAAGUCAGGCGAAGAUAGCGUUAAGAUAGAGGAAGUUUUUAAAGAGCAAGAACGCAAGGACGUCGAUUUCGGAAGUACUACAAAAGAGGCCGAGUUAGGCGACGGUAACUCGAAGAGCGGUGCUGUAGAUGAAAGCACGGAUCUCUGA
Lingula anatina is the source of this 1044-nucleotide messenger RNA. RefSeq lists its product as uncharacterized. Lineage: Eukaryota; Metazoa; Brachiopoda; Lingulata; Lingulida; Lingulidae. The record is from RefSeq and is a predicted model, not a curated record.